CCAAGAUUACUUCAGCUUUUCAAGCAAGAGCACAGAAAUGGAAAAAUUCACUCAUCUGGAAGCUCUGCUGUUUGCUGCUGUGCUGGAGAAUUGUGUUGAUCAGCUCUCAAUUCUUGGAUAUAUCAUGCCAGUUCCAUAUGAGGGCAAGACAGACGUCAGCCAUACUGGCAGCCAGGAAAUUAAAGAAAUGAUAGAGACCGAGAAAGAGCUGGACAUUAACUACCAAGAGCUUAUGUCAGCAAGGCAAGGGAGUGAGGGAACAGUUACCUCCACGUCUCUGAAAAGUGUCGAACACAAGCAGCUGCUGGGCAAAACUGAAGAUCUAAAAAGUACCCAUCGUCUUUCCAAUAGGGCCAUGAAACACAGUGCUCUGUCUGUAGAGAAUCUCAGAAAAAUUCAAGUUGACAGGCAGUAUGCAAAUGAUGUAAUUACAGUCACUAUGAAAAAGAUGCAGGAAUCAAGAACAUUUAAUAGCCUAACAGAGGCUAAUGAGAGAGAGAAGGAAAAAAAGAGCAAGUUUCAUAACAUCCUCAUAAGGGAGGAGGAAGGAAAGAAAGAGAUAAAGUCACUUGAGGAACAGCUGCGAGACGUCAAGAAACAAACUGAAAUAGAACUUCAGAACCGAGACAGUAUGAUUGCCUACCUCGAAGAUCAGCUCCAAGAGAUGAAGGCCAAAAUGAACAUGGAGAGCUGCUACAUGAAGAAAAGCACAGACCUCCAGGUCCACCAAACUCAGAAGAAGUGCAGCAAUGCAGAGCAUGUCCUGGACGAGGAAACUCAGAAGCUGAGGAGCAAAACCGACAAGGAGAUUCGAGUCCACACGGAGAUUGAAAAUUUCCUCAGGCAGCACCUUAAGAAGGUGGAAGAGAAGCUGGAACACUGGGUGGACAAGUACGAAAACGACACAGACGCUAAAGAAGAAGAACUGGAUGCCCUAAAAGCAUUAAAGGCAAACAACUUGGAAAUGCUGCAGCGACUUGCCACGGAGUGCCAGAUGUUCGAGGAAACCAUCAUCAGAGACCGGGCAGAAAAGGAGGCUAAAAAACGACAACUGGAGCAGGAUGCCCUGGAGCUGAAGAGCACCCUGAAGCUGCAGGCCUGGUGGAGAGGUACAAUGGUCCGCAGAAACCUUGGCCCCUACCAAGCCCUCAAGAAGAUGUGGGACAAACAGCUAUCAAAGCAGGAAGAAAGCGGGAAGAAGGAAAAAUACGGAGCAAAGAAAAAGACACGAUAAGUAGAGAAAGCUGGCUCCAGGGCUGUUGCUGGGCAGGGCACUGUGGUGUGUCUGUCUGACGGGACAAAAUAAACCACGUAAGAGAGCUCGGGC
This is a messenger RNA of Chroicocephalus ridibundus (black-headed gull), 1327 nucleotides long. RefSeq names its product IQ motif containing G (gene IQCG). The transcript has 10 exons. The record is from RefSeq and is a predicted model, not a curated record. Lineage: Eukaryota; Metazoa; Chordata; Aves; Charadriiformes; Laridae. Gene Ontology annotation, cellular component: cytoplasm; sperm flagellum. Gene Ontology annotation, molecular function: protein binding. Gene Ontology annotation, biological process: cilium organization; sperm axoneme assembly. Bases 38 to 1234 code for a protein of 398 amino acids.